Molecule: messenger RNA, 2086 nt
Organism: Brassica napus (rape)
Lineage: Eukaryota; Viridiplantae; Streptophyta; Magnoliopsida; Brassicales; Brassicaceae
Product: putative B3 domain-containing protein REM4
Exons: 6
Coding region: 240-1793 (517 amino acids)
Molecular function (GO): DNA binding
Source: RefSeq, a predicted model, not a curated record
AUAACUGCAAGGCGUUUGUUGAAGAAUUACAGAAAAUAUCUCCGUCAUUAAUUAAUAAUCUGUUACAGUAAAGAACGGCGUUACGACUUCGUAAAAGAAAAUAAUAAAUGAACUUUCAAUUCUGUGGUGGUAAACCACAAGUAUAAUCCCGAGGAAGACGAAUUCAAAGGAACAGCUUUCAAAAAAGAGUUUUAUUUUGGUAAAACUUCAAAAAAGAGUUCCUUAGAGAUUAUUCAACAAUGGUGGAUCCAGUUAUGGCUUCCUCAACCAAGAAACCAAUCUUCAUCUUAGAUCUGUCCGGACAAAACUCAAACCCUAUGAUUCCUGAUUCCUUUGUUUCGAAUCACUUAAAGGGUAACAUUCAGUCUACAAAACUGAAACUUACUUCAGAUGCUUCGGACAGAACAUGGGAAGUUGAGUUGGAUGGUCAGAGAUUCGCCCGUGGAUGGAAACACUUCUCUGAUCACCACUGUGUACGAAGCGACGACGUUUUGAGCUUCAGGCAGGACGGUGACAUGGUCUUCCACGUUACACCGUUCGGACGCAGAUUCACUCAGCAGAUUCAGUUCAUCUCGUCUACCUCUGAAGCUUCUGAUGAUGAUGAUGAACACAAUAUCUUUGAUGAUGAUGUUUAUGAUGAUGAAGAUAUUGGUGAUGAAGAUGUUGGUUAUGAUGAUGAUGCGACAUCGGAAGAGGAACUGUAUCCAAAUAAAACUUUGUCGAAGAAGAGAGCAAGAACAGAAACAGAAUGUUCAUCCGAAAACACUUAUCUUGUUGCGCACGCCACACCUUCAAGCCUAAGCCGAAACCAUAUGUAUCUUCCAAGCAAAUUUGCGAGGGCAAAUGGUCUGAACAACAGACAGUGUGAGAUCGAUCUAAGGAACGAACAUGGAAAGUCUUGGACUCUUGAUCUUACACACCACAAAUCAACUGGUCAAGCAUUUGUCCGUAAUGGCUGGACAAGUUUCUGCAAGGCAAAUGGGAUCAAAGCCGAAUCUUUUCGUAGAUUCAAACUUGUCCAAACCGGAACAAAACCUGUGCUACAGUUGUCUCCCAACACUGAAGGUGAUGAUGAGAUUGAAUCCGAAGACUGCUCAGAGCCUUCUUCAAUGAAUCAGAACAGGAUCGUGGCAUUAGAACUUAAACCUUACAUGUUUAAGUCAGGUCGAGUUCGAGUACCUGCAUCAUUCGGAAGAGCUAAUGGGAUCAAUGAAGCGGGAAAGAUAACUAUAGUGAACAAAGAUGGCGUAGAGUGGAAGUUACAUCUAGGUAACAUGAAGGGACGUGAGCUAUUCUACAUUAGAGGUUUAAGAAAUUGUUUUGUAGCCAAUGGUAUAAAGAAAGUUGGUGAUUCCUUCACACUAGAAGCUAUCAGAGGAGGACCUAAUCCUAUUCUCAAGAUCUGCUCCAAGGAAGCAUCAUGUGAUGGCUAUAAGACUCCACAGCCAAGGAUGAUUCAAGCGUCACGAGAUGAAGAAGAAAAGGAAACUAAAGUACAAAAGAAAGCUCGAGUUUCUGCAGUAGGAGGACCAUCUCACCGUACUAGGGCAUCAAACAGAUCUAGUGCUGGUCCAUCAAACUUGCAGCACAAGCAACCUAUUCAACCUUGCUCUAUCUCUGAUCAGGUAACAAAGGUGAAGCAGAGUGUUGUGGAUGCCUUAACCGAUGUAAGACAGUUUCGGUCAGAACUCGAGGUAAAGGAACGUAAUCUAGAAGCUGCGCUGCUGGAAAUUGAUGUGUUAGGGGAAAAGAUAAUGGGAAUCAGCAAACUCUUCAACAUCAAUCAAGUCUAAAGCAUGAGAAGAUCAGAAAAGUUUUGGAGGGACAAGAUCAGAAAAUGAACAAUGUGCUUUUGAUAGGACGAUGCAAGUUUAGAAAUUCACAUGAAACAUCUACUUCUCCUGCGUUUCUACUUUGAGAUUUUUGUUUAGUCAUAAUUAUCUCAUUCAAAUCUUGGUUAACCAAUUUUAAGUUAACAAAGAAGGGACUGAAUGAAAUUUUUCUAGUUACGGCUCAAAAUUACUCAUAGUUAAUGUGUGUAUAUGUAUAUAUAUCGGACUUUUUAUGUUCGUGGACUUAUCUGCAU